CCCCUACCGUGUGUAGGGGAGAGUUUAAAACCAGUCUUAAGACGCAGGACACUUGUCAGAGGGACAGUGCUUUGCUUUCGCGGACUAGUAGUGGACAGGUGCAAGAACGUUGUUAUUGGAAAAACCCGCGGAGUUUACUUCGUCCCGAACAAGUUAAUUAUAUUGGAUACUUUUGAGAUUCACAAGACAAGAAAAAUGAAGUCUCCAAAGUUGAAGUCUCAAGGCAAAUGUAAGUUAGACCAUCUCAUUUGUUGUUCUUACGACUUCCACUGGACAAUGCAUUGAACACUGAGCAUUGCAUUACGUUAUUGAACCUUUCAGAAAGGGAGCCAUAAAGUUAUGUGAAAUAGUGCAAGUGUGGUUCUUAUUCAACAGCUGUUACAAUGUAACAAUGUUUCAAUGUAACGUGUGUUGCAAAUAUUUUAACGACACAAAAACAUAGACUAUCGAUAGGUUGCAUGGGAUAGGCUAAAUUAAUAGAGAGCAAAUUAAAUAAAAAUAUAUUUUGAAUGAGAAUGGUUGUGGGAUAGGCACACCAGUCCAGUAAAGUAACACAUGCUUCUUCCCUCCGUUAUUUCAGCUAAUUUCCUUGAGGAGGAUGAUCUGUCUGACGUGCUGUGUGAGUUCGACGCGGUGAUCGAGGAUUUCACUUCCCCGGUGGAGAAGAGACACUUCCGGUACGACGAGCACCUGAAGACUGUGAAGAGACGGAGCAGCGCCAGCGUCAGUGACAGUGGCAUCAGUGACUCAGAAAGUAAGUGAACCACACGCACACACACACAUACACACACACACACACACACACACACACAGUUGUCCUAAUAUCGAAAGACAGUGUAGCAAUUGUGCGGUGAUGCCUGAAACAGGGUUUGAACCAACGACCUUGCAGCUACAGGGCAAGCACACUCCUGUGCCAUAAAGGUACAGACCUCCUGACAGAGCCUACAAUUACAUAGCCAACAGGGGGGCAACAGUAGUAGUACAAACACUCUCAAGUAGUGAAAGGAGCUAUCUAUAGCCUAGAUAUGUUACUGUUUGCACUUUGAGGCUCACAAUACCUGCUACUCAGUAUAGUGCCAGACAGAAUUGCCAUUUGUGCUAGAUUAUAUCUUAUCAUGUGUCCCAUAAGUGCUCUUCCCGGUCUGCUGAAGAACUAUAGCAGGCGGACACACACUCCCUGCCACCACUGAUGAUAAGCAUCAAUGUUUGGAAACCUUCAAUUUCUCAGUACUACUGAAUGAGUGGUCUCUCUCUCUCUCUCUCUCUCUCUCUCUCUCUCUCUCUCUCUCUCUCUCUCUCUCUCUCUCUCUCUCUCUCUCUCUCUCUCUCUCUCGCUCUCGCUCUCUCUCCCCCAGAGUGUCUGCCAGCCUCUCCUCAUGUUCAGACUGCCAGUGCUGUUAUUGUUGCCCACACUGGGGUGCAGCUCUCUUUCAGCCAUGCAGCCAUCCAUCAGUCCUUACACACAAUAGCCCUCCCAUGCAUGAGACAGAUCACUCUUCAAUAGAGUACCAUGGAGAGGACAGGACCCACACAGGAAUCCUAGUCCUAAUGUUUUUACACUUGUCUGUAGAUAACAUGUUUAGGUAACUCUUCACAUUAGGUUCCUCUUAAAAUCUGUGUACAGUAGUUAUGCUAUAAUAAUUACAUUAUUACAUACUCUUUUAGUUAUUACUAAAACAGAUAAAUGAAAUAGUAACUCUCUCUGUGAAUGCCGGGCCCCGGUCUUAAACAUGCAAACUGGACACUACCCUUCCUAACUCGUUCUGCAGACGUGGAGUUUGUAGAACACACUACAGAGCACCAUGAUGUUAUCCUUUCACAUCUUCCCUCAGAAACCCCAACCCACUCACUUGUGGUUGGGAAAUUAAAUCAAUGUCCGCUGGGGGAGUGGGAGCAUAUUUCUGUCUGUGUGUAACUGUGUGAGGCUAUCACAUUUGGAUUAGGGCCCGAGGCGUAGCACACACACACACACACACACACACACACACACACACACACACACACACACACACACACACACACACACAAACACCCCGUAUGGUAAUGCACAGCUUGACGUCUGGGAGACUGCAUAGCUGCUUAUGACAAUAAAAUCUAAGAGCGUAUAGGCUACCACAGAGACAAGGCUGAGUUGGAAUAUGGGGGCUUGUGUGCCAAAUAUGCAGCAGUAGCUCAAUCUAAAUCCAAGAUCUCUGGACCUAGAUCAAGGUUUGUGUGUGUGUGUGUGUGUGUGUGCGUACUUGCAUGUGGUGCUGAGAGGUGGAGGUCAGGGGUUACUCUAGGUAUGUGCUGUACAUCAGAGCCACUCUGUCAGGGUCCAGUGGAACUCUUGAGUGAGGAGAGAAAGAGAGAGAGAGGAGACAGGAGAGAGAGCGAGAGAGAGAGAGGAGAGAGAGAAAGAGAGAGAGAUGUUUUGAGGUUUGCACGUUAAGCUGCUUAUGCUGUAGUAGUUAGCCUCAUACUCCUAGUCAGACCUGUCAAGAGGGUUAAUACAAGGAUUAAGUAGCAGACCAGCAGACCUCAAUCUAAGCAGGAGUUGAGAAAGGAGUUCCAUUACCUUUGGAUUGGAGACAGCACAGUGAACUGAAUGCAUUUCUGUUGAAAAUGACCAUAGUAAAACAACUCGUUUUUGGGACAGUCCCUCCAUCUACAGUACCCACCCUGACUUUAUAACAUACUUCAUAGUCGGACAAAAUUGAGCUGUUUAGAAUUGGAAUGAAUUCCACUAUACUGCCCAUUUCUAUAUUUUACUGAGGAGAAACAACAGUUAUCUUACUCUCUCCUUCUCCCACCACCAUUCCUUUCCCGGAAAAAAACAAACGGUGAAACAGACCUGUCGUGUUCUGUGGCCGGUUGAAAUAUCUACUGGCGGAAUCAAUGUGUUCAUUAUGUCACUUAUGCAAUCACACAGUCAACGCUUUGACCAGUUUUACCACUGUGGGGGAAUGCAGGAUGGAGAGUGCUAACGUGUGUGUGUGUGUACUAGACGUGGCAGAGUUAAAUCAAGCACGCACUAUUUAUCACACAGGAGAAAUAUGUCCCUCUCUGAGUUAGGGUUAGGGCUACAUCUCAAUAGUUGAAGAGAGAGCUAGAGAAAGAGAGAAAGAGAGAGAGAGCCCAGCUGUUAAAUAGUGGCAUUUUGUUUUGACUUCCCACCACCCUCUACUAAUUUCCCCUGCCAUGACCCUUUCACACUAACCUCACUGACGUCUGUCAAGUUAUGAGUUAGGGAACUAACAGUCAGUCUGCUAGUGUGUGUGCGUGUGUGUGUGUGCGUACGUGCUUGCGAGCAAGUGUGUGUGUGUGUGUGAACAAAACAUAUGGAUGUGUUAAUAGGCCCUACAGCAGCUUUGGGCAUACAGAAAGGUGAACAGUCUUUUAAUCUCUCUCCCCUCUCUCUCUCUCUCUCUCGCUCUCUCCCCCCUCUCCCCCUCUCUCUCCCUCUCUUUCUCUCUCUCUCUCAGGUGCUGAGUCGCUGAACAGGAACAGCUUCAGUUUCAGUGAUGAGAGACUGAACUCUCCCACCAUCUUCUCUCCCUCUCCCACCUCCCCCCCACCUCUCACAUCACCCAAAGGUGAGCCUCGACACACACACAUGCACGCACACACACUCGCACACACAGAAAUGCACGCAUGCACACACACAACCGUCAACAUUCUCACCUUUACACACACACGUCAUUCUGACUAUAACUUUUCUAUACUGUAUGCAAACAGGAGGCGUUUGUUUAGACAGAAAGAUAGAGGCAGGAUUAAACAUGAUGUGUGUUUUAGGAGAAGUCAAAUGUUAUGAUAGGCAGACCUAUUGCCUUAUGCUUAGAACACUUCAGCUAUCCUCAGCUAUUCCAAUAGGUCACCUAUUAACUAAGUAGCGUUCAAGUGACUCAUUCUUCUUGUUUAGUAUUGUAGUAGGUAUGUGUAUAUUUGUAGUAGAUAAUGCCAUGUAAUGGUCGAUUCACAUAAUACAUGAUACUUGUUAAAAUGAGGUUAUGCAAUUGCAGGUGGACAAUACCGUUCUACUCUGUUCUAUUCUAUUACCUGACCCUCUCGCUAUGUUGUUUACAGCCAAACUGGGAGACACUAAAGAACUGGAAGACUUCAUUGCUGACCUUGACAAGACAUUAGCGAGUAAGUGCUAUUAGCUUACACCAUUCACAGUACACUGUAAAAAGUAACUGCCUAACUCAUUCAAGAAAUUGAGUAGUGGCAACUCAAACAUCUCCAAUAGUCAGUAGAACUCAAAUCAUAAAAGUAGUACUAACUCAGAUGUCAAUAAGAUUUCUUAUCACUUAAUGUUUUUGAGUACUGUUAACAAAUAUUAGGUUAUUGAGAAAAUAUAACUGUAUUUAUUUAUGUUCUGCUAAUCUAGUUAUUGCAUUUUUAGAAGUUAUUGUGAUUUAAUAUUUUAAAGUCAAUAUAAUAUUUAUUAAAAACUGUAAGUUGUUCUUACUUGAUUCUAUUAUGUUUUACGUCUUUACUUAAAAUAAUUAAGUACAUUUACGUCAUGUAGUAGUCAGACACAUUGAUAUUUGAGUAAAAAGUUAUGAAUACUUUUAGUGCCACUUGGCUCUGUUUUUAGAGGAUUUAUGAUACUUGUACACAAUGUUGUAGGCACGUUCAAAGAAAGAAAAUUAUAUUUCUAGUAUAUAGUAUUAAGCAGUUUGUUGUGCUAUGAGGUGUAAUUGAUCAUGAUGAACAGAUAUCAAAACCGUCGGACAAAUUGAUGUUCAAUAAUGAGACAAGUCAUUCCCACCAUUAACAAGGUAAUGUGCACCACUCUCAAUGACAGAGGCUAAUGCAGCAUCCUAUAAUGUUUACAGCUCUAUCUCUAGUUCCUGCUAGAGGAUUGAGCACUGUGCUCAACAAUGCCUGUUAAGGUGGGUUAAAAUGACAAAUCGUCAAAUACAUAAAACAAUGUUAAACAUUAAGACACGACCACUGAAAAUUACUAAUCAGAACUACUUACACUUGAAUUUUUUGUAAUGAAGGUUCAUCAUUUAAGUAAAAGGGACCCUACAUUUUAAUGUUAACUACAACAAAUAUUAAUGUUCAAGUAACUUCAAGCAUUAUAAUUCAGAAUACAUAAUACAAUUGAAGGUCAAAAAGUUCAUAAAACACAAAAAAAUUAAAAAGAUAACAAUAUGGGUGGUGAUGAUGUCACUUUAUUACUUUAAGUAUUGAACACUGAAAUACUUUGAAUUGGUUUUAGGCAACAGGUUUCCACCCAAAAAAUGUGUUAGCAGAACUAAUUACUUUUUUACAGUGUACUCAGUCAGUCUUCUCUAUGCUAACUAUGUUAGCUAUGCUAACCAUAUAGCUACAUGACUGUCACGCCUCUCUGUUUUUCCGAAACAAUAAGCUCUUAGCGUUCAGUUCUAAACACGGUUGGGGUAUGGGGAUGUAUGAGGAUGUAUGAGGAUGUAUGGGGAUGUAUGGGGAUGUAUGGGGAUGUAUGGGGAUGUAUGAGGAUGUAUGGGGAUGUAUGAGGAUGUAUGGAUAGGCCAUGUAAGGCCUCGAGGGAAAGGGAAGAUAUCCCUUUCAGCUGUCACUCAUGUCAUUAUGCCUUGACACACACAAAUGCAUGCACGCGCACACACACACACGCACGCACGCAUACACACACACGCACACAUACACACACACACACACACACACGCAGCAGCCUAUGGCAGCCUAUGUAAGAAUGUAACCCGAGAGAGAGCCUAGUUUAUGUGGCGGGUACAGACCAACAUAGCUCAGUUUAUUUGUUUUGGACCGAUCCUUUACUACAGAAGUCCAGAGUGUUGGAACUUGCAUCAGGGCGGUUACAUUGGAAUGUGCCCGUGUAAAACCUGGGGUGGAAUGGGAACUAUAAAUGUCAGCUUCGGAAUUGGAAUUACCAAUGGAAGUGUUCCGGUGCUUUUCUUAACACUUACUGGACAGAGAAGGCCAGGCGGUUAGAGUACUGAAUGUUCCUCAUUCAAACCAAUGGGACGGUUAGUCAUUCAGUCACAUUAAACAAUGGGAAAGCAAGUCACAUAAAGUAAAGGGACAGUCAGUUAUUUGUCAUUCAGGUUAAGCAGAGCCUGGCAUUUUUAUUAGGGUCUACAGUGUUAAUGAUGGCUGCCCAGUAAAACUGCCCCCUCCUAACUAAGAAUAGUGUUGGACUGCCAAGGAGCCAGAGGCUAUUGCUAAGCACUGUGUGUGAAUCUGUUUGUCCGUCUUUCCUGAGGCACGUAGAGGAGUCUACAGUCCAUUACUAAUCAAACGUCUGUCUGUCUCUCCUUAGGCAUGUGACACGGAGCUGAAGAGAAGUGGCAGAGACCCUUUUUGGAGAGUAGCCAUCGAGAGGAGGGGACACCUUGUCCAGCACCCCAGAACACACACACACCGGGAGGGCUGUGAACAUGGCACAGGAACAGUCACAGUGACCGUCAGACUUGCUGAACAAUUUCAUCUCAAGGCUGUGUCCCAAUAGUAUGAGACAGCUUCAUCUCCUUGUCUCCUUUCCUUCUCCUCAUCUCCUUUCCCUCAUUAUCUGAUCUGAUUGGACUGGACUGGAUAGGUUUUUCUAGGUUUGUACAGUAAGAAUGGGCAAAUCUGAAUUGGCACCUCAUGCUAUAUGGCAUAGGGUGAUAUUUCGUACGAAGACCCAGUUUAAAAGCUAUUAGCAGUCAUGGAAGAGAGGAGACUAGGGGAGGAAAUUAGGAAGGAGACAAGGAAAGGAAGCUUUAUAAAAGUAUUGGGACACUGUUAGACAGACAAACACCAUCUCACAUACAUGGGGCAGUCUGUGCGUCCUUUAUACAAAACUUGAGCUGGAAG
Molecule: messenger RNA, 6804 nt
Organism: Coregonus sp. 'balchen'
Lineage: Eukaryota; Metazoa; Chordata; Actinopteri; Salmoniformes; Salmonidae
Source: the annotation of a GenBank genome assembly